AUGCUCAGUUUACGUCAAUCUAUGCUCAAAAAGAGCUUGACUGUAAGUUCUUCUAGAUUCUUAUCAGCAUCUGCUACUCGUUUGCAAACCAUUGGUGAUAUCAAGGGUAACGAUGUUAACUCCACCAAAUACUUGGGACAAAAGUACCACGUCAUUGAUCAUGAAUAUGACUGUGUUGUUGUGGGUGCUGGUGGUGCAGGUUUAAGAGCUGCCUUUGGUUUGGCUGAGGCCGGUUUCAAAACUGCCUGUAUAUCUAAGUUGUUCCCAACUAGAUCUCAUACUGUUGCUGCUCAAGGUGGUAUCAACGCUGCCUUGGGUAACAUGCACAAGGAUGAUUGGCAUUGGCAUAUGUAUGAUACCGUCAAGGGUUCUGAUUGGUUGGGUGACCAGGAUGCUAUCCAUUAUAUGACUAGAGAAGCUCCUGAAUCUAUCUACGAAUUGGAAAACUACGGUGUCCCAUUCUCAAGAAAUGAAGAAGGUAGAAUCUACCAAAGAGCCUUUGGUGGUCAAUCAAAGGAAUACGGUAAGGGUGGUCAAGCUUACAGAACUUGUGCUGUUGCCGACAGAACUGGACAUGCUCUUUUGCAUUCCCUUUACGGUCAAGCCUUGUCCCACAAUUGCCAUUUCUUCAUUGAAUUUUUUGCCUUGGAUUUGUUGAUGCAAGAUGGUGAAUGUGUAGGUGUCAUGGCUUACAACCAAGAAGAUGGUACUUUGCACAGAUUCAGAGCCCACAAGACUAUCAUGGCCACUGGUGGUUAUGGGAGAGUUUACUUCUCCUGUACCUCUGCUCACACUUGUACUGGUGAUGGUUAUGCCAUGGUUGCUAGAGCUGGUUUACCAUUGCAAGAUUUGGAAUUCGUCCAAUUCCAUCCUUCAGGUAUCUACGGUUCCGGUUGUUUGAUCACUGAAGGUGCUAGAGGUGAAGGUGGAUUCUUGGUCAACUCUGAAGGUGAAAGAUUCAUGGAACGUUAUGCUCCAUCUGCUAAGGAUUUGGCUUCUAGAGAUGUUGUUUCUAGAGCUAUUACCAUGGAAAUUAACGCAGGUAGAGGUGUUGGUCCAUUAAAGGAUCACAUGUUUUUGCAAUUAUCUCACUUACCUCCAAGUGUAUUGAAGGAAAGAUUACCAGGUAUCUCUGAAUCUGCUCAUAUCUUUGCUGGUGUUGAUGUCACUAAGGAACCUAUUCCAAUUUUACCAACUGUCCAUUACAAUAUGGGUGGUAUUCCAACCAAAUGGACUGGUGAAGUUAUUAAGAAGAAUGAAAAGGGUGAAGAUGAAGUUGUUCCAGGUUUAUUGGCAGCCGGUGAAGUUGCAUGUGCUUCUGUCCACGGUGCUAACAGAUUGGGUGCUAACUCCUUAUUGGACUUGGUUGUUUUCGGUAGAGCUGUUUCUCACACCAUUAGAGACCAAUUGACUCCUGGUACCCCAUUGAAACCAGUUCCUGCUGAUUUGGGUAAGGAAUCUAUUGAAAACUUGGAUAAGUUAAGAAAUGCCUCUGGUAGUAAAUCUACUGCUGAUAUCAGAUUGGAAAUGCAAAAGACUAUGCAAAAGGGUUGUGCUGUGUUUAGAACCCAAGAAACAUUGGAUGAAUGUGUUGACCACAUCAAGAAGAUUGAUGCUUCAUUUUCUGAUGUCAAGACCACUGAUAGAUCUAUGAUUUGGAAUUCAGAUUUGGUUGAAACCUUGGAAUUACAAAACUUGUUAACCUGUGCUACCCAAACUGCUCAUUCUGCUGCUGCAAGACCUGAAUCAAGAGGUGCUCAUGCUAGAGAUGAUUAUCCUACAAGAGAUGAUGAAAACUGGUGGAAGCACACCUUGUCAUAUCAAAAGGAUUUCGGUGAUGAAGUUAAAUUGGAUUACAGAGAUGUCAUCAAGACCACUUUGGAUGAAAAUGAAUGUAAGACAGUUCCUCCUGCUAUUCGUUCUUAUUAA
Molecule: messenger RNA, 1929 nt
Organism: Lizanozyma spartinae
Lineage: Eukaryota; Fungi; Ascomycota; Pichiomycetes; Serinales; Debaryomycetaceae
Gene: SDH1
Product: succinate dehydrogenase flavoprotein subunit
Exons: 1
Coding region: 1-1929 (642 amino acids)
Biological process (GO): tricarboxylic acid cycle; mitochondrial electron transport, succinate to ubiquinone
Molecular function (GO): electron transfer activity; flavin adenine dinucleotide binding; succinate dehydrogenase (quinone) activity
Source: RefSeq, a predicted model, not a curated record